Sinocyclocheilus grahami is the source of this 872-nucleotide messenger RNA. RefSeq names its product nociceptin receptor-like. The record is from RefSeq and is a predicted model, not a curated record. Gene Ontology annotation, biological process: sensory perception of pain; neuropeptide signaling pathway. The annotation marks the transcript as partial. Gene Ontology annotation, cellular component: plasma membrane; neuron projection. The transcript has a single exon. Gene Ontology annotation, molecular function: neuropeptide binding; nociceptin receptor activity. NCBI's taxonomy places the organism in Eukaryota, Metazoa, Chordata, Actinopteri, Cypriniformes, Cyprinidae.
UUUUUCCUCACAGGCAUUGAGUGUAUCUUGGUUCUCCCGGAUCCUCGCAGUUAUUGGGACCCAGUGUUCGGGACUUGUGUUUUCCUGCUCUCCUUUCUCGUUCCUGUGGCGAUCAUCAGCGUGUGCUACAGCCUCAUGGUGAAGCGCCUCCACAAUGUCCGAAUCCUCUCAGGGUCCAAGGAGAAAGAUCGCAACCUUCGGCGCAUCACACGCAUGGUUCUGGUGGUAGUUGCAGUCUUCGUUGUGUGUUGGACGCCCAUCCAGAUCAUGGCUUUAGCACAGUCGCUGGGCUUCAACCUAGGCAGUGUCCAGACGGUGGUGUUCAUGCACUUCUGCAUCGCCCUGGGUUAUGUCAACAGCAGCCUGAACCCCGUCCUCUACGCGUUCCUCGAUGAAAACUUCAAGCGCUGCUUCCGUGAGUUCUGCCACCCUUCACCGUUUGGCCUUAAUGCGCAGCAGUCGGGCCGCAUGCGCAACAUUGCACGUGAGGUGGCCUACAACUGCAAGACUGCGGACGGGAACAGUAACCCUGCAUGACUAGGCGUGGAGCUGCCCCUGGUCAGCCCUGAGCCUCGACCCAAUCCAGGGACAGAAAACUCAAACUCUGAGUUGACUCAGAUUACAACACUCUAGCACCACAGUCACCUCCGCCAGGUGGGCGGGGGAAAGGGUUGGGCUAGGAGUGAGGGCGGAGUAAGGGACAAAGUUUAGGGACAAAGGGGCUCACUUUACAGUGUCUUAAUUGGAUUUGGAUGUUAUUGUCUACGAUUUCGUUCUUAACUGAGAAUUAUUACACUUUGUCGUUCAGUGUUGCAUCCUUGUGCAGAUGCUUUUCAUGUUUCUCUUUACAACAAUCAAUGUUUUUCUUGAAA